Thermothielavioides terrestris NRRL 8126 is the source of this 375-nucleotide messenger RNA. RefSeq lists its product as uncharacterized. The record is from RefSeq and is a predicted model, not a curated record. The annotation marks the transcript as partial. Lineage: Eukaryota; Fungi; Ascomycota; Sordariomycetes; Sordariales; Chaetomiaceae. The transcript has 2 exons.
CUGACAGCUUCAGCGGUGGAAAUUGAGUUCCUCGGUUACGAGCGCUUCAAACCAGUGCCACACCCAUGCCCGGCCACUCCCCAUGCCGUGCCAGACGAGGAGGCACACUGCAAUAAGAAUAAGGUUAAGAUCUUGAACAGUUGCUUCGGCCGGGCGCAAAAUGAAACCUAUUGCCUGGGUGCAUGGAACAGCUUUCUCAGGACCGGGUGGCCACCUACCGGCGGUGUAUGGGUCCUCUACCUGACUGAGGGCGAAGCUGUGAAAACGAACGCUGGCAUAAUCUUCAAGGCCUAUAGCAUGGAGGAGCGUUGCCAGGUGAUCGAGCAGCUGGGUGGUACCAUUUAUGCCAACCCAGAAGACUGCCUUGAGCUCGAC